UUCUAGUACAUCCAUUAUGCCUAGUACGAGGUCUCAGUCCCAGAUCCAGAAGACUAUAAACUUUCCAAAGCGAAAAUCAGUCAGGACACUUCAGAAAUCAUUAGAGAAAAAGAAGGGUUCCCAUCUAGAUUCAGCAACAUUGUCAGUCUCUUUGGCAUCUUCUCCAAAGCAGGUCUUGCCUCUCAGUCCCCGCAAACGCCUAGGUGAUGACAAUCUUUGCAAUGUUGCCCCCUUGUUACUUUGUACCCCAACUAAGCAGAGUAAAAAAGAAAACAGCCUUCCAGCAACCUCCCCCAGGGCCCGGACUUUAUUCUUCAGUGAACAUUCAGGCUCCAGGACUCCCACCAAGUGCAGCAAUUUGAUUCAAUCUCCUAUACAGAGGAGUCAAGAAACACCCACCACUAUGAAGUAUUACUCUCUUAAAAAAGAGCGAGUAAAAAUGCAACUGUUUAAGCCAGAAGGUACCUGUUAUCAACAGGCAAAAAGUCUUCUUCACACAGCUGUUCCAGACCAAUUGCUUGCAAGGGAAAAAGAAACAGGUAUUCUGCAACAAUUUCUCCUGGAACACAUCUGCAGAAAGAAGCCUGGAAGCCUUUAUAUAUCUGGAGCCCCUGGCACUGGGAAAACUGCUUGCCUCAACAGAGCCUUGCUGGAUUUGAAGACAGAACUCACUGGGAUUCAGAUCACAGUCUUAAAUUGCAUGGCCUUAAAGAGCUCCCAAGCUGUCUUCCCAGCAAUUGCCGAACAGUUGGGCCUGGCUGGAGCUGCCAAAGCGGCCAAAGGUGAUGUCAUCAGAAAGCUGGAGAAAUGGUUGACAUCAGAAAGUGCAUCGAUGGCUUUGGUUGUAUUAGAUGAGAUGGAUCAGUUGGAUAGCAAAGGACAAGAUGUUCUCUAUACAGUAUUUGAGUGGCCUUCCCUUCCCAACUCUCGGCUCGUUCUCAUUGGUAUAGCUAAUGCUCUGGAUCUCACUGAUCGCAUCCUGCCUCGCCUGCAGACCCGACCUUUGUGCAGGCCACAGCUACUAAACUUUUCCCCAUACAGCAAAGAUCAGCUGGCUUCUAUUCUCCAGGAACGCUUAAAGAAGGUGUCAGGAGAGCAGGUGUUGGACAAUGCUGCUAUCCAGCUCUGUGCUAGAAAAGUCUCUGCCUUCUCUGGGGAUGCCCGCAAAGCACUGGACAUCUGCAGGAGGGCCAUUGAAAUUGUGGAGUCAGAUGUGAAGACCCAGUCUAUAUUUAAACAAAUGCCUGCUUCUGAUUCCAGCCCUAUGACAUCAAUCAAAUCUCAUUCCAAAGCAGCUGCAGACUCUGAAGUACUCAAACGAGUGGGCCUGUGUCACAUCUCCCAAGUAAUCUCUGAUGUGUAUGGUGACCGGAUGGCAACUGGUAGCAGUUACGGUGAUGCUUCUUCCUUCCCACUGCAACAGAAGAUUUUAGUCUGUUCUCUGUUGCUCUUAACCAAGCAAAAGAAUACCAAAGAAGUUAGCCUAGGAAAGCUGCAUGAAGCCUACAGCAGAAUUUGUCAGAAACAGAAAGUUGGACCUGUUGACCAAUCGGAAUGCCUCUCACUCUCAGCUCUUUUGGAAUCUAGGGGCAUUGUAGGACUCAAAAAGGCUAAAGAAGCACGGCUGUCUAAGGUCUUCCUGAAAAUAGAAGAGAAGGAUGUGGAGCAUGCCCUCAAGGAUGGAAUCUUGGUUGGAAGCAUUUUGGCUGGGGGCCUUUAAAACUGUUGCUUUGUUCACUUGAACAACAUGUUGCCUCAUACGUCUAUUAACUUUAGGAAUGGACUUCAUCAAGACAUAUAUAGGGGUGCAAUGUUCGGAAUAUUUGGAUCAUUGGGUUUAUUUUAAACAAUAUCAGUGUUAUAAAAAUUGCCCUACUUUCAAGGUUUUAAAAACUUUUUACCCUUUGACUCUUACCUAUCACUUUUAAUUCUCAUUUGGAGAUUUCUUUUUGAAUGCUAGAAAUACUUCUCCCUCUUUCCUAGCCACAGGGCAGUCAACCUUUCCUCUGCUGCCCCUUCCCUCUACAAAUAUGGAACUGCCAAUGUGAUAUUUGCCUCCAUGAUUAACAGCAGAGAUGAGAAAGGAUGAAAGAUGUCAAUAAGAGAGCCCAUUUGCAGACACAGCCAUUAAUGUUGCCAUAGAAAAUAAGAAAUAUAGUAGCUUGAGUUCUUUUGAAGUUGGACUAUGUCAUUGACACUGAGGCUUAGCCUUAUACAUACAGGUACAAACACCACUGAGGGCCCUUGAACAUCUUAACAUUUGUGGCUACAAUCUUAGCACCAAAAUUAAUUUUAGACCUGGAGCAGAGUCAUUUUUAUAUCUGAGCCAUUUUUUUUUUUGAAAAAUUGAAUUAAUUGAAUAGCUUGAUGGUUUUAUACGAUUCUAAUUUUUUUACAAAGUAACUAUGCAUAUCUGAAUUGGAAUCUACUUGUUUGUAUGCGUAUAUGUGUGUGAACAGGAUUGGUUUAACUGCAAAGCCGUUUAUUUAUAUAUCACGUGCAGUGCCUUUCUCCACUGAUUAACUUGUAAAUUGUUCUGAUUUAUUGAAAUAUGUAUAACCAGAUAUUUUUAACAGUUGCAAUUGUUUUCUAUUGCUUCAAUUUACAGAUUAAAAUAAUCAAUCUUGCAAUUUUGAAGUUUAGGAUAUAUGUUUAGUUCAGUAGUUACUCAUUUACACUGUUUACCAAUUUUUGUUGGAGUUGUGUUGGGUUAGGCUUUCUGGUUUGGUGGAAAUGUAUACUUAUCCCAUUUAUUGUGAGCUUGUCCUAUGCUCAGUCUUAAAUAUACUUGGAAUUUGUAUGUCUAACACAUACACUUGUUCCAGAUUAUGCAUAGUUGAGCAGCUAUCACUGUUGUUCUCUUGGAAGAGUACCUACUACAUCAUUUUCAGGACAUGCAAUUCUGUAACUAAUAUCGUGGUUAAAUUUUAGUGAGAAUCCUAGGGCCGGGGGCUUUCAGUUUAAUUAGUGUUCUUCCCCCAAAUUGUUAAUUUUCCACAAAGCUGCUGAAGUGGCAGCAAGAGAUGUAUUACGUGCAUUUUUGGCAUGUACAUUUUAUAGUUUCCUUCUUCAGUUAUGGUGGAAUGGGAUGACUUGAUCCAUCUGCAUCCCUGAUAGCUGACUCCUGUAAACCACAAUGGCAUCAGAUGUUAAAAAUCCAUGACAGUGUUAAGAGAAACCAGCCCAGCCCCAUAAAAACAAAGGGAGAUUUUGUGGUUGUCUCUCCUGGCCACUAACAGUGAGUGGUUAACCAUUGCAAUAUAUCCAACGAUAGAAAAAUGCUGAACCUACUAACAUGAAAUAAAAUGUUAACUUAUGAGAUCUCAAGUUCUAAUUGAUAGCACUAUUGUCUACAGGAUUUGGACAACCAAAAUUGGUAUUUGGACUUCUAAGGUUAUCAAAGCACAUUGCUUAUACAAGCCAGCUUUCAAAGAGUUAAUGGCCUAGAGCAGCCACAGCUAAUAGAAAGCAGACUUUAGAAAGAAUUGGGAGCAGAUGGGUGGCUGGAUUUUAAAUCAUAUUUUUCUUCCUGCUAGAACCUUGAAAGUGAUUCAGUACUCACUACAACAAUGUAUACCUAUUGUCUUCAUGCAUUGCGUGUGUAUGCAUGUUGGUCUACACCUAAGAAAAUACUUCUCAGCUCCUUUCAGAAGGUAUUCUAGGCCUUAUACACUGAUAAUAUUAUUUUGUGCAUGGGGAGGUUCUUUAUCCAUUGUUCAUUUGUUUAGAGACAGAAAUUCUUAAAUCAUUUUUCUCAUUUGAUCUGAUUUUUUAAAUAAAAUA
Pseudonaja textilis is the source of this 3783-nucleotide messenger RNA. RefSeq names its product cell division cycle 6 (gene CDC6). Gene Ontology annotation, molecular function: DNA replication origin binding; ATP hydrolysis activity. Gene Ontology annotation, biological process: mitotic DNA replication checkpoint signaling; cell division; DNA replication initiation. NCBI's taxonomy places the organism in Eukaryota, Metazoa, Chordata, Lepidosauria, Squamata, Elapidae. Gene Ontology annotation, cellular component: nucleus. The record is from RefSeq and is a predicted model, not a curated record.